Aethina tumida (small hive beetle) is the source of this 7145-nucleotide messenger RNA. RefSeq lists its product as uncharacterized. Bases 73 to 7116 code for a protein of 2347 amino acids. The record is from RefSeq and is a predicted model, not a curated record. The transcript is spliced from 5 exons. Lineage: Eukaryota; Metazoa; Arthropoda; Insecta; Coleoptera; Nitidulidae.
UCUUGUGUGUGUUUCAUUUUGUGUAGUUUGUGUGCAUCCCAACUUCCUGCAACUCCCAAAGUACAAUGAGUGAUGAUGGAAGACAAAUCCAAUAAAAGAGUAAAAAGGAAAGGUCACUCAAAAUCUUCAAAACAAUCUGCGAGUAAACAAGUAGACGAACGGAUCGUUGAUAUUCUUGAACCAUAUUUGAAAUAUCAAGCGAAACGCCUUGGAGAGGACGUAAAGGUCCAAAUCUUGAAUAUCACAGACAUCCACGAGCGCAUCCAUGCUAAAGAUGACACACAAAAAGUCGAUGACGACUCCAGUGAUAAAAUUCCCACCAAGUCGCAAUCGCUGAACAUAAAUUCGGUAACGGAACCAAAUGGUGCGCCUGUUUCAAAGGAACGGGGCCACAAACACAAGUCCAAACGUGUAAAAACGCAAAAAACAAAUCCUGAAGUCGUAGAACCGGAUCCAUGUGUGGAAGGGUCGGUUUUAGAGAAGAAGACGAAACACAAAAGACGUAAAAAACAUAAAGAAACAGAUGAACUUGUAAUUCCUGAGGAAACAAAAUUCUUAGAGCAAAAACUUUCAAAGCAACCGCAAAAUUCAGACGAAUUUUCUAAACAAAAUGAACCUGAAGACACAUCUAAACAUGCUAAGACUCUGAAAGCCAAGCUGGAGGUCCUGGAAGUUGAUCCUUGUGUUGAACAGAAAAAAAAGAAACACAAAAAACACAGGAGACACAAAGAAACCUAUAAUCUUUCCGAUGAGACGAAAUUAUUAGAACAAAAGCAGGCUAAUGGAAAUGCUAAAAGUUCAUACCGUUGCAAAAGUUAUUCUCCUCAAACUGAACAAACUCAACUCAACUCUUUAGUUGAAGGCAAGAAUAAAUUAGAAAAGAAAGUUCAUAAGAAAGGUGGAAAACAAGACAACACAAAUAAGGCACAAAAAGAUCACGUUUCUGAAUCCGAAACUUCCAUCCAAAAAAAAGAGAAACCCAAACACGAAGAUCUCAAAAGGUAUAUCACGGCAAUACAAAAAAAAUUGGACAGUAUUCUUCCAAGAACACCUAGGUUGAUUGAUAAAUUCAAGGAUGAGGAGUCUAAGAAAGGUCGUGACAGAAAAUCAGAUAAGUCUAAAGAAAAAGAUGACGAACACCACAAGAAAAAAGACAAAACUAGGGAAAUUAAGGAUGAGGAACGUACCAAGAAGCAAGAGAAGUCCAAGGCAAAAGCAGAAACAGAAGAACAACCUGUAAAAAAGUCGGAAAAGUCCAAAGUUAAAGAGACCAACGAAGAUCUCCACAAGAAACAAGACAAAGAGGUAACUGAACACAAAAAGAAAAAAAAGCGCCAUUCCGUCAAGGAAGACAGUAUAGAAGAAGACACUCGAAAUAAAUCUUUGUCUACUCCGGUCCAGAUGUAUUACUGUUAUGGCGAAGACUUCAAACAAAGUGCCGACCAGGAUACCACAAUCGAACAGUCGGAAGAACCCCAACGUCACAAAAAACGUCGCAAAACCAAACCUAAACAAAAUCUGGAAGACAAUAACGCGCCACCUACCGUCGAAGAAAAACCGGAACAAAUAAAGAAGCAUCACUCGAAGCACCACAAGAAAAUCAAACCGGUUGAGACCGCACAGCCGGACGUGAACUGGAUUCUGGCGACGGUUCCAAAGAUAGAGAAAAAACAGAAGGAGAAUGACGUGGACGAAGCCAAGAAGAUAAUGGCGCAAGCAGGCCACAGUUAUAAACUCGAAGCCAUACGACCGCCUUUGAGUCCUGAGCGUAGAAGAAAGAAAAAAGCGCCACGUAGAACGGUUUCGAUCAUGGCCGUUCCACCUCAGAACGAUUCUGUGGAUAAUGUAGAUCAAAAGAUGAGGACGGAUUUGUAUAAAAAGUAUUAUAAGUAUUCAUCUCGGCAGCAAGAUAAAGAUAUCGUGUCUGAUGAUGUUAACGAAGCUAGUGAUAGUAACAGAGUUCAGAUAGAAGCGUCGGAACCACCUAGUAGUAGAGGGAAUGAAAGUAUCGAUAGCGUCCGAUUGGGGAAAAAUACGGUAAAAAGGGGAAAGAUUAAAAUACAGAUUAGUAGUUCUGGCUGCAAUUUUAAAGGUUUAUCUGAAACCAGAUUAAAUAAUAUCGUGCAAGAACUCGGGCAAUUGCUUCGGAUGGAUAACUGCGACAAACGAACGAAAAUUAAAGAUGCUGAAACAGGUGUACAAAGCUGUAAAGAUUCGAGUACAUAUUUCAGUCAUAGUCCAGUUGGCAGGGAAAUGCCAACUGUUAAAAAAAAGCAUACCCAAGAUUCAAGCACGUGCUGUUCAAUGACUGAACAAACAAUGAUGCAAGCUGCUUCGAAGGACCAAAAAAAACGCGAUUCUGGAACGUUUUGUAACAUAGAUCCAAUUGUAAACAAUGUACAGAUUGUGAAUAGGUUUAAAAAAAACAGUCGCGAUUCAAGCACGAAUUGCAGCCCCAUUAAAAAAGAGAUACAGAUUACCAUAAAGGAUAAAAGCAGUGGUACAUACAACAGAAAACCCGUUGAAAAAGAUAUACAAAUCAGUGAAAUUGAUUUAACCAAAGAUAUCCUAACAGAAGAACAGAUGGUGGACCAUUGGCCUUUGGCAAAAGAUGCUUCCGUUGGGCCAAUUGAGCACGAAUUAAGGAUGGAUGGUUCGGAGAUAAUGGUUUUCAAGAAUGCUAAAUAUUCAGAUGCCAGUCAAACUCCAACAGACAAUGCCACGAUACCAAGUACCAAGGAGGCUUUCAGCGAUGAGCCGACGAAUUCACCUCUAUCAAACUGUUCACCAGUAUCAAAAUGUUCACCAAUUAAACGUUGUGUUGUUAAACCUAAAGUUCCUUUGGUUCGUUCUCCAUUGAAAGCUAAACGACAGCCGAUAGUGAAGCCAGUUGAAAAGAGGUUGUACAAUCCUGAAGUUAAAAAAGAUAUGAAGAAAGUUUAUAGCAGACAAUUACCAGGACCUCACUACGCAACUGUGUUUGAUAUUGAUUCAAUUGGAAGAUCACGGUUAAAACAGAGACAAUCUCAACAACUACCAGUACAACAAACAUCUGAAAAACCACAAGAUUCAUGUAUAAAUAAUGACAAAUUGGAAGUUAUAGAUAUAGAAAAAACAAUAGUUGAUGCAGAACCAAUAUAUCCAGUUGUAAACGAAGAAGAAAAUUUGGAGGAUGAAGAAAAGAAUGAAGAAAACUCUGAGGAGCAACCAAAUAUCCUCGAGGAGAAAAUAGAGGUAUGUGAAAAUAAGGCGGGACCAGUUAUAGAAAAAGUUAAAAGUAAAUCCCUUUCUCCGUCACGAAAUGCUUUUGAUCAUUUUUGGCAUAUGGAAUCAACGGUAAAUUCAAAAGCAAAACCUUCAUCUAAGUCACAACCAACCUCUCCUGAAAAAUUCCAGCCUUCAGUCAAUAAGGAAUCGAAAAUAGAACCAAUAAAUCCUUCUCAAGGAGAAAAGAAUUACGGACGAUUUUGGCAUCACAUACAGAAUAGCCGUACAAUAACUCCAAAAACUGAAAUCAAAAGUAUUAAAAGCAGAUUAUUGUCUCCAGUGGGAAAUUUUUAUGGAGAUGUUGCAGAAGUUGAGUCAAAGGCUGCGCCAACAAUGAAACAAACAGUAAAAGAAGCGUCUCCUAUUAAAACACAGACUUUAUUUAAAACUAAUAUCAAAGUAGAAGAAAAAUCUCUACCAAACAAAUUAAAAUUCUUUAAACCAACUUUCGAAAUUGUGAAUGUAGGCCGAAUAAGGACAAAACAAAAAUCGCCACAAAAGCCAAAAAACAAUGCAAUUAAGUCGAAGAAAGAAUCAAAACAAAUUACUAAAUCUAAAACUGACUUGGACUUUAAGUUGAAACCCUCACUGGCGAAAAUUUCUCCAAGUCGUUCAAAAUCUGCUACAAACAUAUCACAAGGACAAAGGCACGUGCCACAUUCACAUUUGCCAAGUCCAACCACGUCAAGUUCCCCAAAAAAGCGACACAUAUCCAGAAUCCCGGCACUGAAGGCCAACUUGAAAUCUAAAGAUAAACCCGAUCAAUCAACAAAAGUGAAAUUUAGCAGAUCCAAAUCCGACUUUAGUCCACGGGAAUUUUCUAAACGAUCAAGAUCUAGUAUCGGUGACUCGUCUAAUUUGCGUUCCAAAUCUGCCAAACCAUCUUUUCCGCCGUCUCGAGACAGAAGCUUUGAAAGACCUCCCAGCGCUAACUGCAAGAUUCAAAAAUUGAACGAACUCAGUGCGUUUCAAAGGCGUAAAGCGUACGACGAAAGCAGACGCAGGAAAUUGAAGAAUCAGCCUGCAAAAAUACCGAACCAACUCUUCGACGUACUUUUCGUCACCAUGGUGGAUAAAGAGAAAAGCGUACCCCACGUCGAGAUAGAGGCGAAAAGUAACUGCAGCAUGGUUAUUUGUUGUUCACCUCAGCAGACCCUUUCCUCUGGUAAAUUGCUGAACAAAAUUGUUAAGAGUGAAUUAGAUUUAACAUCAUUUAAGACGAAUUCAAAAGAGCCAUUGGUGAGGUCCAAAACAGAGUUAGAUCUCAAACCACAAAUUAAAGUUGCAUCAGUUUCUAUUGAAACUAUUCCAUUUUUAAAUUUGGAUAAACCCCCGACCUCGGAGCAAAUAUUAAAUAAAAAGAAGAACACAGCUGUUGGUGACGACUGUAUCAGGAAUACGAGAGUUCAAGACUUACAAACAGACGAAAAACAUUUAAGUUCCAUAAGCGUUAACACGUCUGAGUUGAAGGUGCAUAAAUCAGUUCUCUCUACGAUCAUCGAUGAGGAAGUGGAAAAAAGCUCUGUAACAACUAUGACAUUACCAAGCAGACAUUUAGUCCAUUCGUGCACAUCACCAAUAAGUUUGAUAACUUCUAAUGAUCAUACGCAAGCGUCUACUUCGGAGAUGACGUCCAGCACAAGCGCCAAUAAUUUAGAAAACAUGGCCAAUUUGGACACAUUCAAGAAGCUAGUUGGUUGCUUAACUACCAAAAAGGAGACAACACCUCGUGAGAAAAUGGAAGAGCUGCAAAGCGUCGUGGAGUUUUUGUGCCAGACUUUCUUACCAAAGCCCGAGAGCACAUCCAGUGUCGAACCUACUAAAAAGGAGGAACUUUCGAACACCUCAUCAGGGAAAACAACUACUGAUUGCUCAUCUACCGAGCCGACACUGAAAGAAGAUGACGAUAUAAAAGUUCUGAAACCCGUUUCGAAGCCGGCCGUUAAAUGCGCCAGUUUAAAGAGUGCAAGGAACGAUCUGUCGAAUCGUUUGAGUUGUCCUGAACUCGCCAGCAAUACGUCUUCUUUUGAGUUUCUCUACGAAAAGUCGAGCGAUGAGUCGAGUGUGUUUGACGUCUCCCCAACAAUUCUUCCACCUCAAACUGUAAAACCAAAGAAGGAUGUUACUGUAUCUUGUGUGUUCGACAAGCCUUCAAUGGAUUCGCAAAGGUCUCCAAUCUCGGAGGAAAGUGGCUACACUAGUGGCAAAUCUAAGCGACACUCCAUGACGAAUUUUUUUAAGAAAAGCAGUAUUCUGGCUCUAUUCAAACCUGUUUGUAGCAAAGAUAAAUUGAAAAGGGGGGUAUCUGAUGAUUUUUUAGCUGUGGCAAACGUUAGGUGUGACAAGGAUGAUUCUAUCACUAUAAACAGUCUUGAUACCCAGUUCAAUACGGGUAUGAAAGGAGAACUGAAAAAUAUGGAUAGAACAGAGGAACAAAAGGCUGACUUUUGUUCACUCCACUGUAGUCACGCCUAUAAAGCUAGUGUAGCGCGAAAGACUAGCAAAUCACAAUGCAGAAAAAAGAAUGCAUCGAGGAUAUUGAAACUCAAAAAAUCGACGUACAGACUGGAAAAUGUGAAUGACUAUUCAUCAACUAGUGAAGAGUCUAGUUCAAAUUCAUCUGAGGAAUAUAUAAAAAAGCAGAAUUUUCCGAUUGGAUCUCCGUCCGGUACUUCGAUCCGUAACAUCCACACUAUCAUGAAGUCGAACGCUUCGAGCAUCACUUCCGGUAGUACCGAGUUCUGCGUGGAACUGUGUGCUGGGCUGGAGAUAAUCAAAGAAAAUUCCAAGGAGCUAUAUGAGGACAACUCAAAAGAAAUUGUUUCUAAUGAAACUACUGAACUAAUUAAUCCUGAUUUAAAUACUAAUGCUAUUAAUUUGGCUCAUUCAGGCGAUGAAAAAAUUGAAGAAACUGACAUAGGUAAUUUGGUACCAAAGGUUCCCAAACCUAAAAAUCUAUUUACAGCACAAUUAUCUAUACACCAAGAUGCGGAAGUUGUGAAAGAUAGUUACAGCACAUUCUUUGAAAACCUCUUUGCACUAUACCAAAAAGAAAUAGACUUUAAAGAAAAAUUAUAUGCUGAUGAUCAGUUCACGAAGGAGUUAAUUCAAUUGAUGGAGAAAGUUGAAGAUGAAUUAAGCAGACCAAAAUCGAAAAAGUCGAAAGCCAAACACAAGAACAUGUUUAAGAAGUUAUUUAAACGCAAACAAUCAGACGCAAAGACCGACACUUCUUUGUCUUCUGAGGGUUCGUCUCUGAUUUUUGACAGUAGCAAAAGUAACAGUAUUAAGUAUAAACAUGAAUUAGCUGACGUUUUAAACAAUCAAAAGAGAAAUAAGCAUAUUAUUUUUGAGAGUCAAUAUAAAAUUUUGAAUUUAAAAUCUAUGGCUUCCAUUACAAGGCGUAGAUUUUCAGCUGUAAUACAAGCAUUAGGUGUCAUAGAUUUUAAGGCAGAGGAGAAGUUUUUAUGCCUUUUAAGAAUAUUGGAGUACAUUGAACAAGGAAAAUACUUUGUGAUGAAGGAAGACGACAAUAAGUUUGAAGAAACCGUAAAAGAUGAAAUUAAGUUUACACUUUUAUACGUUUACGAAGUAGCACUUAUAGAGGCUUAUAAAAAUAAUAGAUUAUUAACUAAAGAAGGAAAGAAUUUGGUGAUAUUGUUUGUGAUUAAGUACAGUUACGGUUUGUUGUACGAUUUGCAUCUCAUUGCUACAUAUAUUGGUAAAGGUCUAUUAGUUUCGGAAAGUCAACUAAAAAUGGCUGUUAAAUACGUGCUUAGUAAGGGCAAGAGUCACACUAUCAAUAUUCAGGAUUUCGAGUGUGUAUGCUUGAAAAAUUGUGCUGUUUAGUUAUGUCGAAUAAAUAAUACGAAAAAAUG